This is a messenger RNA of Penicillium expansum, 747 nucleotides long. RefSeq names its product glutaredoxin family protein. The record is from RefSeq and is a predicted model, not a curated record. NCBI's taxonomy places the organism in Eukaryota, Fungi, Ascomycota, Eurotiomycetes, Eurotiales, Aspergillaceae. The transcript is spliced from 4 exons. Gene Ontology annotation, molecular function: 2 iron, 2 sulfur cluster binding. The coding region runs from base 1 to 747 and encodes 248 amino acids.
AUGUCGACACUCACCGAAAUCACAUCUGAGGCAGACUUCUCGUCGCAUCUCUCUUCCCUAUCACCUUCUGCAUUGGUCGUCCUAUACUUCCACACUCCAUGGGCUGCCCCAUGCGCGCAGAUGGGCGCAGUGCUCUCAGCCCUCGCUUCGCAGUACCCCGCCACUACCCCGCCUAGCAUCUCGUUUGUCAGCAUCAACGCCGAGGAGCUACCUGAUAUCUCAGAGGAGUAUGACGUUUCUGCCGUGCCCUUCGUCGUGUUCGUGACGCUGUCGAGCGCCACGCUGGCCGCGGAAAUGUUGCCGGUGCCACCGGUCCGAUGGAAGGCUCCCGUUACCGCUUCUCAGCCCCCUGCUGCUGAUGCGGCUAACGCAACUGCCGUUGCAUCUGCCCCCGCCUUGACACCCGAACAAUCCCGGGAGGCACUAUUUGCCCGCCUCGAACAACUGGUCAAGGCAGCAUCUGUCAUGCUGUUCAUGAAAGGAACCCCGAGCAGCCCACAAUGUGGAUUCAGUCGACAGCUCGUGGGCAUUCUACGUGAGCGUAGUGUCAAGUACGGCUUCUUCAAUAUCUUGGCCGAUGAGGAUGUACGCCAGGGUCUGAAGGAGUACGCUGAGUGGCCAACUUUCCCCCAAUUGUGGGUGAACGGCGAAUUGGUCGGUGGCUUGGAUAUUGUCCGCGAGGAAAUCAACAAUGACCCCGAUUUCCUCACUGAUCACUCGGUCAGCAAGCCCACUGCGGCUGCUUGA